Molecule: messenger RNA, 894 nt
Organism: Emiliania huxleyi CCMP1516
Lineage: Eukaryota; Haptophyta; Isochrysidales; Noelaerhabdaceae
Exons: 2
Coding region: 1-894 (297 amino acids)
Source: RefSeq, a predicted model, not a curated record
AUGGCAGACGCGGAGACGCCGCGGCCCCGCAAGCACGCCACACGCGGCCACGCGAACGAGUGGGUGCGAGGACGGCUCGGCGAGGGGCUCACGGCGGGGUCGCACACGGCAGGGGUGACGGGGCCGCUGUGGAGCGAUGUGGUCAGGGGAACGACGAGACACAAAUGGGACAAGCGCCAGCGGAUCAAGGAUCAGCACGGCGAGCGCGAGAUUGAAUUCGCCGACGUGGAUGAUCAUAACGUGGUGACAAAGACCGUCAUGGGAGCGCGUGUGCGGCAGCAGGCGGGGGUGCCACACGGAGCGCACCACGAGAGGAUUAUGCGGGGAGAGGCGGGGAGAGAGACCCCGGGCGCCGCCACAAGGAGCGAACUCAGGGGCUGCCUCGUCUGUAAGGCCGCGAGGGACGCGGCGAGGAGGGCGGCACUAAAGCGAGACCCGCUGUGUCCGAUCGUGCGGAAAGCCGCGCAGCAAUGGACCGAGGAAGAUGAGAACCCACCUAGAGCGACGAUGGCGCACUUGCUUAGCGGCGCCUGCCUGGGGAAUAGGGAGCAGGCCAGAUGGUUCCUCAGAGUAGCGCGAGCGCAGACGGGGACGGCGAUCAGCAAAGUAGCCCAGGCGGCACCCGACUCCAAGGAUACGCUGAAGACGCUGAGGAUAGCGCAUGUCGCUGCGCUGAAGGGCUCACGCUAUAGGGUGCUGGAUGAGGACGGGUACGAUGCACUAGCCCCAGCCGUCGGGGGGGUGUUGCCGGCGCUGGUAGAUGAUCUCUCGGAGACGAGCCGGAGGGACCUUGGCGCCGGGGUCACGAGGAACUUGCAAGUCGUGGCCGAGGCGGCGACGGGCGCGGUGCAGAGAGGCUCGGCCGGCCUUGAGGGAGUCGCAGAGGAGGGAUAA